UUGAGAACUUUAUUUUUGGAUGUGUGCACUUGGCAUCAACAACGCUUGCUGACGUCAAAAAAAUUCAUGGUGACAAAGCAUCCUAAACAAAACCCAAGCAAAAACGCUGGAUGAAGUGAUAAUCGGUUAUUGAGAGAACUAAGGAGUAUUAUUUGCAUACUAUUAUAAAUUGAAAAAAGUGAAAAGACAUCACUGAACACAACAAUAGUAUUCAUAAAACACAACUAGAAUAACAACAAUAAUCUGAAACAAGAUGAAUCAUUCCAAACUCAUUCCUCUACAUCUAGUACUAAUUCUCUCAACAGCCAUUAUCAUAACAGCUCGGCCAAAUAUCCUACAAUAUGAAAGGAUUAGAAAAUACCGAUAUUCAGUUGGAGAAGGAACAACAAGUAAAUCUUCCCAAGAGCCACUAAUACAUUCAUCAGCUACCUAUAAAACCACCACAUCAUUAUAUACUACUACUACUACCACUAUAACAGAAGCAGGUAAUGAUCAUCACAAUCAAGAACGACUCUACAAAAGUAACAGCAUUGUUGGAGGAAGCGCCUCACCAAGUAUUAACCAUAUUUCCUAUGAUGACUUUAUCAACUUGACUUGCCAAGAAGAACAUGAAGAGAAUCAUGGUCCGUCUACUACCACCACAAAUAGCUGUUAUCUUCAUGAUGAUGAUUCAUCGAGUAAUGCAUCAACUUCAUCAUCACAGAGCCAUAAUAAUCAUGACAAUCAUACCAAUACAAACAAAUUGCACCGAACCUUUCUCAGAAUACCUACAACCAUCAGUGCAUCUAAAGUAAUUCUAGAAUCUGAGGAAUUGAAUGAGGACCAUCUCUUUGAGUCAUACAUAUACUCGUAACAAUAAAUUAUAAUAUACAUUUAUAUGUACAGAGUGGAAUGUACAAGUAUCAAAGUGCUAUACAGAAUAGUUACGCUCAUUAAAGUGUUGAUACUCCUGCAAACUCUAAAAAUUACGUGAUCUUGCUUGAAGUCUACCCAUUUGAACAAUCGAGUCAAUCGAUUGUCUAAUGUAGUUAGUGAACAGAGCAGGCUCAGUGUACCUAUCUCUUACUAUACAGUGCAUUAUAAUUACAAAACAAUUAACAACGUCUUCAUCACUCAACAAAUCAACCUUGUCAGCCUUUGAAAAGCGAGUUGAAUCUUCAGCCCCACUCAUCUCUGCUGAUGAUGUAUUGUAGCUUGCUGGAACGUUUUGUUUCCAACUACUAAAGAAUGACAUGAAACCAUAAAGUAUUUCCAUAGGAUUUACGGUAACAACUUUUGGUUCGUCUUGUUGAUUUUGUUGUUGUUGUUCAAUAAAAGUCAUGAUGAUACGUUGUACUUGCUCUGGUGCAUAAACCUUUGUCUUUCCCAUUGGUUGUUGCUGUUGAGGAGAUGAAAAAAAACCGGUUUGGACGUAGGGUGGCGGUUCAGGUGGUUGAAUAGCUUUGGUGAGGCUCAUU
This is a messenger RNA of Naegleria gruberi, 1457 nucleotides long. RefSeq lists its product as uncharacterized. NCBI's taxonomy places the organism in Eukaryota, Heterolobosea, Eutetramitea, Acrasida, Naegleriidae. The coding region runs from base 254 to 853 and encodes 199 amino acids. The record is from RefSeq and is a predicted model, not a curated record. The transcript has a single exon.